UCGACUCCUAUAGGAUAUUAGAUCUUUUCAUUAUAAAUAUGCUCACGCAAAACGGAAACGCCACCACCGUGGUAAAGACAACUGUGAACAUAAACGAUUUUCGAAAUCCACAAAUACCAGAUCGUGAUGGACUAGUGCAAAGUGUCAAAACUGCACUAGAACAUUUUGAUAAAUGUUCCGAUAACAAUAUUACGGAUGAAAAUUUUUACAGACAUAUCAAAGACAUCAUGGAACAAGAUCGUAAAUUUCGAUCCAUGACUCAAGAUUCUGUUGAUCAUUGUGAAGCAAUGGCUGCAUAUGCAACUGAUUUUGUGGAAUAUAUGCAGAUAUUGAUGGAAGAUAAUGUUUCGGGAGGAGAUUUCAUCGGAGUAAUGAAAUCUCAUACUCAAUCGGCUAUCUUCAACAAAUCAA
This is a messenger RNA of Acaulospora morrowiae, 411 nucleotides long. Lineage: Eukaryota; Fungi; Glomeromycota; Glomeromycetes; Diversisporales; Acaulosporaceae. The record is from the annotation of a GenBank genome assembly.